Messenger RNA from Anneissia japonica, 1896 nucleotides. Its product is annotated as zinc finger FYVE domain-containing protein 9-like. The coding region runs from base 221 to 1132 and encodes 303 amino acids. The transcript has 7 exons. Gene Ontology annotation, cellular component: early endosome membrane. The record is from RefSeq and is a predicted model, not a curated record. Lineage: Eukaryota; Metazoa; Echinodermata; Crinoidea; Comatulida; Comatulidae. Gene Ontology annotation, biological process: endosomal transport.
UAUUUGUACAAUUCGUUGAAAGAUUGGAUGUUCUAUUUAACUCUGCUAUACCUCGUUGAAUAGAACAUCCAAUCUUUCACCUCAUGAAAUAUUCUACCCCAUUGCACUCAUAAACAUUCAUUAUUUGUAUACUAGUCUAGUGCUCUCAAUAAUACCGGACUGGUGCAUUGCAGUAAGUGAUUUUUUGUGUUAUUCAUUAUUGAAAUAUAUAAUUUUUCUUAUGGUAUUUCAGGAUUUUAAGAAUUAUCAAUACAUGUUACCUCAAAUUCCGGGGAUUAUGAUUCAUAUGCAGAAAAAAGAAACCAGGAUAAACUUUCCUAACAGUAAAUACGAUGAGAUCAUGAAAGUGAUUAGUAAUUCGAAUGAGCAUGUGAUGGCAGUGGCGGCAAACUUCAGCACUGACUCUCACUUGGUGUGCAUCCAGAAUGAUAUGGCAAACUACCAAACGCAAGCCAUCAACAUCCAAAACAAACCGAGGCAAGUUACUGGAGCUAGCUUUGUGGUUUUCAAUGGAGCACUGAAGGCAAGCACAGGCUUAAUAGCCAAAUCCAGCAUAGUGGAAGAUGGAGUGAUGGUGCAGAUUCAGCCUGAUAUGAUGGCUGCGUUCCGACAAAGCCUGAGGGAGAUGAAGGACUUUAGGAUACCGUGUGGACCUGUUGGGGACUCUGAACCAGAGGAAGUUGUUAUUGUGAAAUGGAUAGAAGAAACCAGGAAAGUUAACCAAGGGUCUAGCCCGUUGUUAGCAAAGUUUAGGCCUACCUGCUGCAGUAGGGGCCAGACACGUGCCAUCCGUUGGACGGAAGUUUUCUUUCUGGAAUCGAAAGAAGCAAUAGUGCAACAUCUUGAGCCAGUCGAUCUGAGCCGAUUGGCUGAGACCUUGGCAACCUCCUGCUGCGUGGCAUUGGUACAACACCUGGACAGCCUGAAGGAAUCGGGAAUGGCGAUAUUCGCGCUGCGCGUCAUGGUGGAUGCUGAACGAGUGGGGUAUGAAGCUGGAUCCAACGGCAUAGCUCUUCCUGCAUCUUAUAUGAACAGUCUCGAUAAUGAAAUGAUACCUGUGCUUCACAAUGCUGUCUCGCAGUUUGAAGAUGGCCCUGUUAUCAUGGAACUCAUCUUCCACAUCAUAGACUAAGUCAUUGGAACAAGAGGAAAUAUUAUGAAGGCAACAUUUACACAGGAUGUAUUACAAAAAUGUAUAUUGCAGUUGCUGUUGUGUUCAAUCUAUACCCAGCCACAUAUUUGAUUAAGUGAAGCAAUCUUAUAAACAGAAGAAGUAUACAGUAUAUAUAUAUAUAUAUUUCACUGACUGACUUAAAUUAGCCCAUCCUUAAGGUUAGAUUUGGGGUACGCCCUCACUUAUCACAAAAAUACUGUAUAAAAGAAUAUGUUUUCUACCGGUUUAAUAUCCAUUGUCUAAACAGAAACUUAUUUAUAUAUUUAACAUUUAUCUUUUGAUGGAAAUAUUCUUAAUUAUAAUGCGUAACAUCAUUUCCAAUUAAAUAUAUUUCUAAUUUUUAAAAAAGUAUUCAUUAAAAUAAUAAGAUGAAAUAAUGGAAAUAUUUGUAGAAAGUACUGAUUGUUUUUUUAUACUUAGAUAACAUAUAUUUCUAUAGCUCAGAAUGAACUUGUUAAAUGUUAAACAGUAUAAUAGAUUUGUUGAUUAAUAGUAUGUGUCCCAAUACAUUUCUAUAUAAAUAUUAUGUUUUGUUUUAUUGGGUAUUCAUCACUACUAUUGCUAAUCUGUUUAAUCUAAAGAUAGAUUCCAUGGUAAAACUGAGAGUUGUCAAGCUGAAGUUACUAAAUAUUCACAAUAAUCAUACACAUCAUAAAUAAAAUGUAGAAUAUUUGUGCCAUUGGAAAUUUAUUGGCAAAUAUAACAAAUUUUAUUUUGUGAUA